Anisakis simplex (herring worm) is the source of this 285-nucleotide messenger RNA. The record is from the annotation of a GenBank genome assembly. Lineage: Eukaryota; Metazoa; Nematoda; Chromadorea; Rhabditida; Anisakidae.
AUGUUUUGUUCAGAGACCGAGAAAUACGCCCACGUGACAUUCUUCUUCAACGGUGGUGUUGAGAAGCAGUUCGAGAAUGAAGAGCGUUGCUUGGUACCAUCACCCAAAGUGGCCACUUAUGACUUAUUGCCACCGAUGAGUUCAGCCGGAGUCGCUGACAAGAUGGUUGAACAAAUCAACGCCAAGAAGCAUCCAUUCGUGAUGUGUAAUUUUGCUCCACCAGACAUGGUUGGUCAUACGGGCGUUUACGAGGCUGCUGUGAAGGCUUGUGAAGCAACUGGUUAG